AUGACAGAUUCUUCAUUACUUUCACACAUUUCAAAUCGUGCUAAAGAAAGAGUACUAGUUUCAUUUGGAGGUGCUCCUAUCCCAGAAACGGUUUCAAAACAUCCAUCACCAAUUUCUUUAGCAGGUGGACGUCCACAUGCUGAAUUUUUCCCAAUUCAUAAAUUACAAUUAGAAAUAAUUGAUGAACCAUUUUCAAAUAAAUUAAAACAUAACGUUAAUGAAGUUGUUAAGUUUAAUGACCAAACACUUGAUCUUUCCACUGGGUUACAAUAUGGUCCUACUGAAGGUCAUGAACAAGUCUUGAGCUUUGCUAAAGAGUUGAUUAAUAAGACUAAUCAACCAGGAUAUGAUGAUUGGGAUUUAAUUUUCACAAAUGGUACUGGUGAUUCAUUACAUAAAGUUUUCAACUUGUUGAUAAACCCAGGAGAUGUUGUCCUUGUGGAGAGUUAUACAUAUGUACCAGUUGUGGCAAAUAUAGUUAACUAUGGAGGUAUUGUUGUUUCUGCCAAAUUAGAUUUCAAUAAAAAAGGUAUUGAUGUUGAAUGGUUAAGUGACUUGUUGGAUAAUUGGGGCAAUUCAGAAUAUUCACAUUUAUCUAAACCAAAAGCUUUAUAUACGAUUCCAACUGGUCAAAAUCCAACAGGACUUUCCAUCAAAAAUGAAGAUCGGUCAAAGAUUUAUAAAUUGGCUCAAAAGCAUGAUUUUAUUAUAAUUGAGGAUGAUCCAUAUGGGUACAUCCAAUUGGGGAAAUACACUGAUGGUGAAACAAAUCAAUUUGAUAAUACAGAUGAAUAUUCAUUAGAGAAGUAUAUUGAAGAUGAUUUACCAAAUUCUUUUAUUCAGUUUGAUACAGAAGGACGUGUCCUAAGAUUAGAAUCAUUUUCAAAAGUGUUUGCACCAGGAACAAGAUUAGGAUUUAUUGUUGGAUUGAAAAAUUUCAUCAAACAUAUUUCAAGACAUACAUUAGUUUCAACAAGGGCAAGCUCUGGAGUUUCACAGAUUUUAUUGAAUAGUGUUUUAGAACAUGUUGGAGGAGUUGAAGGUUGGUUGAAAUGGAAUAUUAAGAUCUCUAAAGAGUAUACCAAGAGAAAGAAUUUAUUGUUGAAGACAUUAUUUGAUUCUGAUGCGUUUACGAAAGGUCAAUUCGAAGUUAUUGAGCCUGAAGCUGGUAUGUUCAUCAUUAUAAAUGUUAAUUUCCCUGAAAAUGAAGAUGGUGAUUAUAGAGAGCCAUUAGAACAGUUAAGAUAUAAGACUUUAGAAAAUGGUGUUUUAGUUGUUUUAGGUAAAAACAUGGCAUUUGAAGAAGAAUAUUCUAAGCAAGCCAAGUUUUUGAGAUUGACAAUAGCCACACAAGAUAGUGAUGGAGAGAUUAUUGAAGGUGCUAAUAGAUUAACAAAAGCCAUUAGUGAAUAUUUCACUAGAUAA
Messenger RNA from Hansenula anomala, 1425 nucleotides. It is a transcript of the gene ARO9, whose product is annotated as aromatic-amino-acid:2-oxoglutarate transaminase. The transcript has a single exon. The coding region runs from base 1 to 1425 and encodes 474 amino acids. Lineage: Eukaryota; Fungi; Ascomycota; Saccharomycetes; Phaffomycetales; Wickerhamomycetaceae. Gene Ontology annotation, molecular function: pyridoxal phosphate binding; aromatic-amino-acid:2-oxoglutarate transaminase activity; L-2-aminoadipate:2-oxoglutarate transaminase activity. Gene Ontology annotation, biological process: L-tyrosine biosynthetic process; aromatic amino acid catabolic process. The record is from RefSeq and is a predicted model, not a curated record.